CGUCGGACGCUGUUCUGUUCUCCGCCGAAGACGUUUAAUGCUUUGGCGAAAAUAUGCUAACGUUCCCAACGUCCCGUAUGCUAGCUUAGCGGCUCCGGAGAAGGGAAGUACUCUUUAACGUUCGGAACAGCCCGUAGACGUCAUCAGCAUGUAUGCUGUGUUUAAAAGGUUACGCCCGGGGAGGUGAUUGCUUAGGAAAGAAGAAUACUCGCAUAAAGAAGUCGGUGCAAGCCAAAAGUCAAGCAAAGCUAUACUGGGUGUCCUAAAUGGGGGACUACGGGUUUGGAGUUCUGGUGAAGAGCAGCAGUGGUAACAAGUCUGCGUUCCCUGUAAGGAUCCCUCCUCACCUCCAACCCCAGCACCCCCACCACCCCGCCAACCCCCCCAGCCCCCCUUCCUUCGUCAACAACACCUGCUCCACCAAUGGGGGCAGUGCUUGGCUGUUCCCCGCCGUAGCCCAACACGGCAACAUGCAAGAUGAGAUCCUGGAGUCGGACAAGUCCAAGGCUCUAGACCUCCAGGAGAUGCAGGAGAAGUCUCAGGUCCAGGUCCAGCCUCAGGCCCUCUCUCCGGGCCAGCAGGAGGCCGGCGCAACCUUGGGGGAGCUUGAGGGAGCUCUGCCUGAUGACGGCUUGAUGGAGAAAGGUUCUUUGGAAAGCAGUGGCGGGAAGGAGAAGCUAAGGAUGGAGUCUCCAGUGCUUAGUGGUUUCGACUACCAGGACGCCCUGGGGAUGGGUACAGGCUGCACACAAUCCACCUCCUCCUCGCUGACCAGCUUCAACAACUGGUCACCUGCUGUUCCAUCCACCCAUUCCCCAGUAGUCGGUGAUGACGUUGGGGGAUUCUUUGGCCCUGCCGGCACCAACGGCAAUGCACCGCCUUUGCUGUUCCAGAGCUUCUCCCACCACACCGGGCCUGGCUUCAACGCGGGAGGAAAUUUCUCCCCACAGAUCGGACCGGUCGCACAGCACCACCCUCCCACGCCCCACCCCCAGCCCUAUCACCCCCACGGCCAGGGAGUUCCACCGCAGCACCGGCGCUCCCCAGCUAGCCCUCACCCGCCUCAGCCCUCCUUCCCUCCGCACGCUCAUCGCACAGGAGCCUUCCCCCAGCUGCCCCACCUCACACCUGCCCAGAGCAAGCACCCUUCACCGUGGGGAAGCUACCAGAGCCCCUCCACACCCACAUCCACCACCUGGAGCCCUGGGGGAUAUGGAGGCUGGGGAGGCACACAUGGAGUUAGGGAGUACCGACGUGGGGUCGGGGGAGGAAUGACUGGCCUCAACUCCAUCUCCCCGCUGAAAAAGUCAUUCCCCAACAAUCAGGUUCCUUCCCAGAAGUUUCCCCGAAAUAGCUCUGGCUUCAAUCACAAGGGCUGGGUGGAGGAUGCAGUGAGCCGCAGUGAUAGUGUCUACCCUUUCCAGGAGAGAACCCGCUCCUUUGAUGGUUUCAACAUGCACUCUCUGGAGAACUCCCUGAUUGACAUUAUGAGGGCUGAACAGGAUUCAUUGAAAGGACGCUUCAAUUUCUCUCACCAGGGUGGAGACGGGCCUCUGCCGAUGAAUGCGAGAAGUUAUGGCAGAAGACGAGGUCAUUCCUCUCUGUUCCCCAUGGAGGAUGAGCGUUCUUUUGGAGAGGACGAGACUGUAGACCAGACCCUUGGUGGCCUUGGCUCAGCACACUGUUUCCCUCACCUCAACGGAGAACGCAUAGAGCGUUAUUCUCGCAAAGUGUUUGUCGGAGGACUGCCCCCAGACAUAGACGAAGAUGAAAUCACUGCCAGUUUCCGUCGUUUUGGCCACUUGUUUGUCGACUGGCCUCAUAAGGCUGAGAGCAAAUCUUACUUCCCUCCAAAAGGAUACGCCUUCCUGCUCUUUCAAGAUGAGAGCUCUGUUCAGGCUCUGAUCGAUGCCUGCAUUCAAGAAGAUGGCAAGCUGUACCUCUGUGUAUCCAGCCCUACCAUCAAAGACAAGCCAGUUCAAAUUCGACCCUGGAACCUAAAUGACAGUGAUUUUGUCAUGGACGGCUCCCAGCCUUUGGAUCCGAGAAAGACCAUCUUUGUAGGAGGUGUCCCUCGUCCCCUACGGGCAGCGGAACUGGCCAUGAUAAUGGACCGUCUCUAUGGCGGAGUGUGUUACGCUGGUAUCGACACAGACCCUGAACUGAAAUAUCCAAAAGGGGCGGGGCGAGUGGCUUUCUCUAAUCAGCAAAGCUAUAUUGCAGCCAUUAGUGCCCGAUUUGUUCAACUGCAGCAUGGGGAGAUUGAUAAACGGGUGGAAGUGAAGCCAUACGUACUGGACGACCAGCUGUGUGACGAGUGCCAGGGCACCCGCUGCGGGGGCAAGUUUGCUCCUUUCUUCUGCGCCAACGUGACCUGUCUGCAGUACUACUGCGAAUACUGCUGGGCAGCCAUCCAUUCCCGGGCUGGCCGCGAGUUCCACAAGCCCCUUGUGAAGGAAGGUGGCGACCGACCGCGGCACAUCUCCUUCCGCUGGAACUAAAGGCAAGGGAGAAAAUGUAGGAACGGGGCGGGAUGGAGGGAAAGGGGAAUGGGGCGACAUAUGAUAUGAAUAUUAAUGCACUUUUCUUUUAAGUUAAAAAAAAACUUAAUUUAUAUUAUUAUUUUUUUAAAUUGGGCCCUCUAAACGUAGUAACUGCUAAGAAGAGUAUGAAAUCCCAUUUCUGUUUUGACUUAAAGUGUGCAUGAACAUAUGAAUGCAUUAUAUUUGGAUUUUGAUGUUUUCUUACUUGACUGUAAUUUAGUUUAAGCUGCUUACAUUUGUUUUCAAGAGUAACAAAUUAGAACUGAGGUUCAUCAUACCUAAAUCAGUAUACUGACUACAGAAGCUGCAUUGAAGUGGGUGCGUUUUCUUUUUGCUUGCACGAUUCGAGAACAACUACCAUUUACCAAAGUUUGAGUGCUAAUGGGUUGGGUUUGAACGGAAGAGGAAUGUCGAUUUAGAUGGCAAGUUGAUUUUGUUUCUAGCAGCUCAGUGUUUGGAAAAUGUCACACAUCAGUCUCCCCUCCUGUCUGGCAAGGCUGUGUUUUGAACUGCUCGCAAUGGUUUUAGGUCUUGGUUUAAAAGUAGACGCUUUGUAACCAGAAAGGGCAAACCAAAGAUUGGCCUAAAACGCAUCAUCAAGAGCAGCUGUGGAUGUUGGGUGUUGUCGUCAGGAUAAGGUGGCAUCCUCCGGUGGCACAAGGACUAGUCUGGCUUUUCAGCUCAUAAAGGCCCAGCCCCUCAGGGCUCAGGUAUUGGCAGUAGUAUUUGCUCGCUUUAUAUUGUCAGGGAUAUUAGCACUGGAAGCUAACAUGCUAAUGUAGUACAAACUAAUGGGAAUGCACAGUCCAUUCUCCCUGACCUGUCCUCAUGGUGUACCACUGCACGCUCUACCUGGUUUGGAGCUUCUAUCACAAGUGUUGUGGUUGGAUAUGGUCGUAGCUAGAAUUUGCUGUCACAGAGAUAAAGAUAUUAUUUUAUACAUGGCCUGCUGAUUUUUGUACAGUGUUUUAUAGCUGAUUAUUUUGUCAUGGACAUAUAUACAUUUAUUAUGCACUACUUUUCUAAAUAUUUUUUUCAAUAGUCAUUUUAGGCACAUUUUUCACAGAUGGGAGAACUCCUUUUGCAAUACCUCAUUUUUUUCACUUGGUGAAAAAUGAUUUUGUACCUUUGUUACUAAGAUAUCUGCAUUUAUGGUAAACUUAAUUUAAAAAAAGAAAAAGAAAAUGAAUGAUAUUAAUAUAAUUUUCAAUUAGCUUUUAUAUAUUUAAGUGCUGGUAAAUCUGAAAACCGUCUAGUCUAUUGGUGUGAUUCUGGAGCUUCAAAAAAAAAUAGGCUAGCAUUAGCCGACCGUACAUGCGAUUCUCCUCUGCCCAGUUAAUGAACAUGAUUACAGGAUCCUAAGGCAUGGCGCAAGACCCUUUCUAAAAGAUUUUGAUAGUCUUGGGAAAAAAUAAAUAUAUAUAUAUAUAUUCUGGUAUUUCACUCCUAGGUGUAGUUGAGUAGAAUAAAUGUUUUGGCUUUGGUCAACAUGUAACCACCCUUCCUAUCACCUGAGUGGAUAUCAGCUCUUUGACUAUUUAGUCCCUUUUUCUGGAACUGCCUGUAAGUUCUACUUCUUCUAAGUCUUCUUGGCAUGCAUAAUUAUGUACUACAGAAAUAACAUGGCUAGUGUUAAUGCAGGACCUAACGAUGUACCGCACUAGAUCUCCUUUCUUUUCAUCGUCUCCUUCGAGAUCACCUCUCUCGUAGCCUCUCUUUACAUGACACGGACAUCAUGUUUAUGCAAUCUACACAACGACAACCCUUUUGUAAUGUAGAGGACACUCGCUAGGACGUAGGUGAGAAGACUUGAUCACUUGACCCCCUUUGUGAUGUGGCAUGCUUUGGGACAUAACCUGAAUGUGAUUUAAUGUUGCAAGUUAACUGUGAGCCAUUAUGUGCAAUACUUAUUCUUUCCAGAGACGAGUCUUCGCAGUAAAAGUCAUUGAAUCCAUAAAUCAUGCAGUCACGUUUGUGUUCUCCUUGUAUUUUCUUUCAUGCUGAUGUCUGCAAGUAAAAAAAAAAAAAUAAUUUAUACAUAAAUUUAUUUUUAAACAUUUAGUUUUGUGCUUACUUAUUUUGCUACUACCAUGUAACUGUGAUUGAAAACAUUGUAUAUACAAGGUUGAUAAUGUACUAAGCAUUUGCUAUAUUUUCAAUUGAAAUGUAUAACUAUGAUUUGGAUCAGAUUUUUGUUCUAUUUUUGGGGUGAUGUGUUUAACUUGUUGAUGUGUCUAGUUUUUCUAAUUGCUGUUUUGUGCUCUGCAUUUUCAGAUGCAAAAGAAUAUUGAAUAUGUCUCUUAGUAUUGAUUGCGAAAUUUCAAUAGUUUUUAAUUGUAUGCUGGGAAGGUUAUAUUUAUUAACUUUUUUUUUUUUUUUUUACCUGAUAUCAUUUGGAUUUUUAUUAAGUAAUUUCACCUUUAUACGUAAGUUCUCAUUUUUAUAUUUUUUUUCCUCCUGAUUAUUUUAUGCUACGAUACAGACAUCAGUUUUUAUAGCUGGUUUGUAGAAGUGAAGAAGUAUAAACAAAAGAUCUGUCAUAUUCAUUUGCUGCCAACCUUGUUUGUAACUGUAUGCAUACAUUGAAGUAUUUGUAACGUGAGAUGUUGAAAGAAUAAAACAGCUGUGAGGAAGAACGCGCUGCUUGGUGAUUUCCGAUGCCACUGUGGCGUAAUAUUGUGUUUUCUCCACUUUCACAACCUUUAAGUGUUUGAAGUGUAUACCAGCGCAACAGUUUGGGCUUUUUACUAAAAGACGGAAACAAGUAACGAUCUUAAAAGGCCUCCUUUGCAUCAUACUUUUGCAGAUAAAAAUACAUUGUAAGGUAGUCAAUGCUGCGGAGUAUAAUUGAUGCUAAGUGACAUUUGUCUAAAUGUCGAACAUUUAUAUUCAGACGUCAUGCUAAAAACUUGUGAUGGGUAAAUGCCUUAGUGAGUGUAUGGCACACUCACUAGCUCUAUUGACACUUAACUGACACUGUAUCAGUGUUUCUUAAUGGUCGUCCAUAGAGAUGUCCGAUAUAUUAUCGGCCGAUAAAUGCUUUAAAAUGUAAUAUCGGAAAUUAUCGGUAUCAUUUUUUAAAUUAUCGGUAUCUGUUUUAUUUUUUAAUUUUUUUUAUUAAAUCAACAUAAAAAACACAAGAUGCACCAACCCACAAAACCUCCCUCCCCCAUUUACACUCAUUCACACAAAAGGGUUGUUUCUUUCUGUUAUUAACUGGUUCCUACAUUAUAUAUCAAUAUAUAUCAAUACAGUCUGCAAGGGAUACAGUCCGUAAGCACACAUGAUUGUGCGUGCUGCUGGUCCACUAAUAGUACUAACCUUUAACAGUUAAUUUGACUCAUUUUCAUUAAUUACUAGUUUCUAUGUAACUGUUUUUAUAUUGUUUUACUUUCUUUUUUAUUCAAGAAAAUGUUUUUAAUUUAUUGAUCUUAUUUUAUUUAAUACUUCUUUUUAAAAAGCACCUUAUCUUCACCAUACCUGGUUGUCCAAAUUAGGCAUAAUAAUGUAUUAAUUCCAUGACUGUAUAUAUCGGUAUCGGUUGAUAUCGGUAUCGGUAAUUAAGAGUUGGACAAUAUCGGCAAAAAAGCCAUUAUCGGACAUCCCUAGUCGUCCACCAUCUGCUGGAUUAAAAGUCUCUACAUUUGACCAAUGCUCAAAUCUAUCUGGUGAUCAACUGGAUUUAGGCCCCUUCUAAACUAAGGUUAUCCAGGGUAAAUCCCACCUAACCUUAUCCUUGUCCACACACACAAUGGUCGUUUAAGACCCCCUCACCCCUCCGUCCGCCGGCACAACGCGACCUAGUACGCAUGUGCGGAAAAUGCGCACGUCAUAGUCACCUCCAGUGUUGCUUUGUGUGCAAGUUCUUAAAUGUAACUUAUCUGAACAACAUCCAGUGUUGUGGUAUUUCAAUCAACUGGAAUCCAGUGUGCUGUGGGGCCCUUUUGUAGUGAAUCACACCUGAGGCAUCUUAAAUUAAUCAAAUCUUUAAUGGACACGUGAAAGUAAACAAUGUCAUAAAGAACAUUUAACAACAAUCUAACUAGGGAUCUAGAUAUCUGGUCAGGACACUCCUCACUGUUUUGCCUUCACCUUCAUUGUCCAUUCGUUUUUGGUGACUCUAUAUACUCUGGACCUAGACGUUGAGUCCGCGACAUACAUGGCGGACAAUAACUGAUACAGUCUGCUUUGCCAGUCCAAAAGCAUUCGCCGUUUUCCGCAGUCUUCCCUCGACGGCCAGGUAAUACAAAGCACACGCUACCUUUUUUUAUCACAUCCACGGGAGCCCGCAUUCUCGUUGUCUUUCCUUCCACAAAUGGACAAAGUUUUUCGGUAAGUAGAAUCACAGCUGACCUGGACUUUCGAAAAUUCUCUUGCCGUCUGAGAAGUGUUGUAUCCGAAAUAGCUGCAAUCGCUUUCUCUUAAGGCAGUGGUUCUUAACCUUGUUGGAGGUACCGAACCCCACCAGUUUCAUAUGCGCAUUCACCGAACCCUUCUUUGGUGACAUUUUU
This is a messenger RNA of Entelurus aequoreus (snake pipefish), 7054 nucleotides long. RefSeq names its product cytoplasmic polyadenylation element-binding protein 4-like. Gene Ontology annotation, cellular component: synapse; cytoplasm; neuron projection. NCBI's taxonomy places the organism in Eukaryota, Metazoa, Chordata, Actinopteri, Syngnathiformes, Syngnathidae. Gene Ontology annotation, molecular function: mRNA regulatory element binding translation repressor activity; ribosome binding; translation factor activity, RNA binding. The transcript is spliced from 12 exons. Gene Ontology annotation, biological process: negative regulation of cytoplasmic translation. Bases 267 to 2501 code for a protein of 744 amino acids. The record is from RefSeq and is a predicted model, not a curated record.